Radiomyces spectabilis is the source of this 676-nucleotide messenger RNA. Its product is annotated as transcription elongation factor Elf1 like-domain-containing protein. Gene Ontology annotation, molecular function: RNA polymerase II complex binding. The transcript has 4 exons. The record is from RefSeq and is a predicted model, not a curated record. Gene Ontology annotation, biological process: transcription elongation by RNA polymerase II. NCBI's taxonomy places the organism in Eukaryota, Fungi, Mucoromycota, Mucoromycetes, Mucorales, Radiomycetaceae. Bases 54 to 497 code for a protein of 147 amino acids. Gene Ontology annotation, cellular component: transcription elongation factor complex.
UUCGACUUGCGAUCUCAUUGAGCCAUUGUAACCAAUCUAUCGACCAGUGAUCAAUGGGGAAAAGAAAAGCCAAGAGAAAGCCUCAAAAGAAACUCAAGGCCAAGUUGGAUACCCAGUUCAACUGCCUAUUCUGUAACCAUGAGAAAAGUGUCGAAUGCAGAUUGGAUCAACAGAACAAAGUGGGCCAUUUAGCUUGCAAAAUCUGCGACGUUAGCUGGCAGUGCGGCAUUACCUAUCUUGAUGAACCCGUGGAUGUGUAUUCUGCUUGGAUUGAUGCUUGUGAAGAAGUGAACAGAAGCAAACGACAAGCAGCGGCAAGGGCGCGUGAUAGGGAACGCACAGACAGAGACGAAGCGGACGAUGUCGGUGAUGGGUAUGACGAUCAAGAUCGCGGCUAUGCAUCCCAUGGGGCAGCUCCGCCAGACGAUGUCACGGAUGACCAUGCCGGCCUGUUUGGUGAUGAUGAUGAAGACGAAGAUGAAGACGGAGACUUUUGAGAGACGGGCCGUGGCACUGGAAAUGCAUAAGCAACCACUUUUUCUGUAUAUACACCCAUGUUUAUAUUGCCAAACAUAGUUUUUUUUCUAGAGUAAUAAAAAAAAAGAAAACCAAAAGGAAAGAAGAGGCCCUCGUUUCAAUCACGGGAUAAAACUACCAUAAAAUAAAAAGACCCAAU